AUGGCGGAAUCAUUUCCGAUGAAUGGUGGAGAUGGCACCUACAGCUACACUAAGAACUCCCAAUAUCAGAGAGAAGCUUCAAACAUUGUAAAGGAAAUAAUCGAUGAGGCAAUUGCUGAGAAGCUUGAUGUGAAAAGCCUGACUUCUACUUCACCAACAAUUCGUAUUGCAGACUUAGGAUGUUCAGUAGGACCAAAUACCUUUAUUUCCAUGCAAAAUGUGAUAGCAGCUGUGGAAAAUAAAUAUUAUUCCCAAAGCCUAUCUACAGAAAAGAUUGAAUUCCAAGUGUUUUUCAAUGAUCACGUUUCCAAUGAUUUCAACUCCCUCUUCGCCUCCCUCUCCCCUGAUAGGCAAUACUUUGCCGCAGGGGUGCCAGGUUCUUUCUAUGAGUUAUUAUUCCCCUCUUCCUCUCUCCAUUUUGUGCACUCUGCUUAUGCAUUACAAUGGCUCUCUAAGGUGCCUGAAAAGUUACUCGACAAAAACUCUCCUACGUGGAACAAAGGAAGGAUUCACUACACGGGUGCCUCGGAUGAUGUAGUCCAUGCUUAUACCACUGAAUUUGAAAAGGGCAUGGAGAUAUUUCUGAAUACUAGAGGUAAAGAAAUUGUUGGUGGAGGAAUGAUGGUACUCAUCAUUCCAGGUAUCCCAGAUGAUAUUAAUCAUUCUGAUCUCCCAGCCGGUGUGUUAUUUGAUUUUCUUGGAUCCAGCCUCUUGGAUAUGGUGAAUGCGGGAAUUAUCGAUGAAGCUCAAGUGGACUCGUUUAACUUGCCUAUUUAUGCUGCCUCCCCCAAGGAGAUGUCUAGACUGGUAGAAAGAAAUGGGAAUUUCACCAUUGAGAAAAUAGAAUUGACAGACCCCAGGUCGAAGAUUGAUGCGCCAGUUAAUGUGCAAGCUUUGAUAAUGCACCUAAGAGCUGCCAUGGAAGGAAUGUUCUCCCAACACUUUGGACGAGACGUUGUUGAUGAAUUAUUUGAACGGACUUCUCAAAACUGUGUAGAGAUUUCAGACCGGCUACAAUCAACUUACAUGAAAGGGACACAAUUAUUUAUCGUUUUGAAGCGUAAAUGA
Messenger RNA from Ilex paraguariensis (yerba mate), 1068 nucleotides. The record is from the annotation of a GenBank genome assembly. NCBI's taxonomy places the organism in Eukaryota, Viridiplantae, Streptophyta, Magnoliopsida, Aquifoliales, Aquifoliaceae.